CUCGCGCACUUGAAGCCGGACUCGGCGAGAGGCGCGUGCGGGGUGGGAAGCUGCCAGAAGCAGUGUAGCACACUGCUCCAGUGCGAGGCACGCGCUGUUCAAGUGGAGGCGAACAGCUGUGGAAUAAACUGCGGCGACGCACACAGUGGCUUUAUUUCCGUGUGACGACGUAAGACGCCGAGUGAAAGGGGGCUCGCACAGGAGAAAGCAACGAAGACAGACGAUAACAAACCAGGGAGUGGUCCGAAUCCAGUUCGACCAGGUCUGAAACGAAGGAUGUACUACACUCGUCGGUCCGUUAGUUAGAGACUCGAGAGGACCCCUCUGGAUACAAGCUCUUCUGCCAUCCCGCAUUCCCACCAGGUUUGCAGGCGAGCGGGGCUCGCGGACGGAGCGUGCAGCACGAGGCUGGAGCAGUACGAAUGAUCAACAGCAUUGCAUUCCUCCGCAUAUAGAGCACAGCUUUAAUGAAGAAGCAGACCCUCCAACAGUCUUGUUGAAGGGGACGCGACACCCUCCAGGACAAGGAUGGAGUCACCAUGGAAACCACUUCUUCUCCUGUCAGUCAUUGGUGGCCUCUCAGAAUUCUCCGGAACGCUGGGGCGGAUCCCGGCGGCGUACGGGGCGGAGCCGGGGACGCCGGCGGACAGCUCGCCUUCCUCGCCCCCCACCUCCGGGGCCCGGGCGCGGCACCAUCGCGGCGCGGGGCCCCCGGAGCCCCUCUCCCCCCCUCACCUGUCCCCCCUCGGCCUGUGGGGGUCCCAGGAGGACCCGGGGAGCAAAGAAAAUGCGAGGUUUGGACCCGUGUUUGUUCAGGAGCCUGGCGAUACCAUAUUUCCGCUGGAGUCUGAAGAGAAGAAAGUUACGAUGAUCUGUGAAGCGAGAGGAAACCCUUCGCCCACGUACAGAUGGAUGUUCAACGGGACGGAGCUGGACGUGGGAAGCGACUUUCGCUACACGCAGAUCGAGGGCAGCCUGGUCAUCGCGGAGCCCAGCGAGGGCCGGGAUUUGGGGCAGUACCAGUGCAAGGCCACCAACCUUUUCGGCAGCGUCCUGAGCCGGGACGCCCUCCUUCAGUUCGCAUAUCUGGGGAACUUCAGCAGCAGAGCGCGAGGGGGCGUGUCCGUACGCGAGGGACAGGGCGUCGUUCUCAUGUGCUCCCCUCCGGCCCAUUCCCCAGAGAUCACGUACGGGUGGGUGUUCAACGAGUUCCCGUCGUUCGUGGUGGAGGACAGCAGACGCUUCGUCUCCCAGGAAACGGGGAACCUGUACAUCUCCAAGGUGCAGCCCUCGGACGUGGGGAGCUACAUCUGUCUGGUGAAGAACCCGGUGACCAACACCCGGGUGCUCAGCCCGCCCACUCCGCUCACGCUCAAAACAGACGGUGUAAUGGGGGAAUACGAGCCGAAGAUCGAGGUGCACUUCCCUCCGACGGUAAUGGCGGCCAAGGGGGUGACUGUGAGGCUGGAGUGCUUCGCCCUGGGAAACCCCGUGCCCACCAUCACCUGGAGGAAGCUCAACGGGAACAUCCCCAAAAAGGCCCGGCUGCGCAAGUCCCAGGCGGUGCUGGAGAUCCCCAACGUGCAGCUGGAGGACUCGGGCAGCUACGAGUGCAAGGCCGAGAACCCCCGGGGGGGGAACGCCUUCAGGGGCCAGCUGCAGGUCUACACCUUUCCUCAGUGGAUCAGCGUGAUCAACGACACGCAGCUGGACAGCGAGGAGCAGCUGCAGUGGGAGUGCAAGGCCACGGGGAAGCCCAGGCCCACCUACCGCUGGCUGCGCGAUGGCGCCCCCUUGUCCCCGGAGGCACGAAUGGAAUUUGUGAACGGCCUGAUGUCCGUCAGGCGCGUGGGCAUUGCGGACUCUGGGAUGUACCAGUGCAUAGCUGAGAACAAGUACGGAGCCAUCUACUCUAACGCUGAGCUCAAAGUCCUAGCGUCCGCGCCCGCCUUCCCCCCCAGUCCCGUCCGCGUCAUCGCCACCGUGGGGAAGGAGGUGUCCCUGGAGUGCAGGCCCAGCGCCUCCCCGAAGCCCACGGUCACAUGGAAGAGAGGGGACCGGAGGAUACUGCCCAGUAAGAGGAUCCUGCUGUUGAACAACACCCUUCGGAUCCUGAACUCCAGCCGCGGGGACGAGGGGAACUACGUGUGCCAAGCGAUUAACAUGUUCGGCUUCGCCGAGAUGACCACCACGCUGUGGGUGAAAGAGCCAAUGAGUGUUGAGCUGAGCCCGGCGCGGGUGGAGGUGACGGUCGGGGAGAGCGUGGUGCUCAGCUGCAAGGCCAGACACGACCCCUCCCUGGACGUGCGCUUCCUGUGGCUCCUCAACCAGCAGCCUCUCAGCUUCAACCAGGAAGGCGGCCAUUUUGAGUACAUCCAAACACAGUCCUCCACGGCCGACCUGAUGAUCAGGAACAUCCUCCUGAUGCAUGCUGGGAAGUACGGCUGCCGGGCCCAGACCAGCGCUGACAGUGUGUACGUGGAGGCGGAGCUGCUGGUUCGAGGUCCCCCGGGUCCCCCGGGGGUGGUGAUUGUGGAGGAGAUCACGGACACCACGGCGACGCUGUCCUGGAGCCGGGGGGUGGACAACCACAGCCCCAUCGGCUCCUACAACCUGCAGGCCCGGAGCCCCUUCUCCUUGGGCUGGCAGACAGUCAGGACAGACCCGAGUCAUGUGACGGGGGACAUGGAGUCGGCCGUGGCGGUGGAGCUGAACCCCUGGGUGGAGUACGAGUUUCGGGUGGUGGCCACCAACGCCAUCGGGACGGGGGACCCCAGCGCCCCCUCCAGGGCGGUCCGGACCAAGGAAGCGGUCCCUUCGGUGGCCCCGGCCAACGUGAGCGGAGGAAAUGGCCGUCGGCACGAGCUGGUGAUAUCCUGGGAGCCAGUGUCCGAAGAGUUCCAGAACGGGGAGGGGUUCGGCUACAUCGUGGCGUUCCGGGCCAACGGGACGCGCGGCUGGAAGGAGAAGAUGGUGACGUCGGCGGACUCCACCACCUUCAAGUACCGGGACGAGACCUUCCCGCCCCUCACCCCCUUCGAGGUCAAAGUCGGGGGGUACAACAACAAGGGCGACGGCCCGUUCAGCAGAGUGGUCACCGUCUACUCCGCGGAAGGAGAGCCCCGCGAGGCCCCCUCCGGGGUCUCCGCUGCCAGCCUGUCUGCCAACGAGAUCCAGGUGCGAUGGAGGUCCUCUAAUCCAGGGCCUGGAAGACCCUGGGGAUACGAGGUGAGCUAUUGGAAGGACGCGGAGCGGGAGGACUCUGGCCAGAAGGUGAGGACGCCCGGAAACGAGACGUCCGUCCUGCUAACCGGCCUGGAGGGAAACAGCCUCUACCUCAUCAGCGUCAAAGGCUACAACAGCAUCGGCCACGGUCCCCCCAGCAACGCCGUCCAGGCCCGCACCAAAAAGUCCCCCCCCAGCCAGCCCCCAUCCAAUCUGAUGUGGAUUCAGGAGGGGAACAACGUCUCUCUGUCCUGGGAGCCAGUGAGGUCCAUGGACAACGAGUCUGAUGUGAUUGGCUACAAGGUGUCCUUACGUCAGGAGGGGCGGAGUCACAGUCAGGUGAUCAGGACCCAGAAUCCCUCGGCCGUGCUCUCCCUGCCCGAGGGGGGUACCUACAUCAUCGAGGUGCAGACGCUGAGCGACGGAGGGGAGGGGGCUACCAGCGCCCCUGUCAGAGUCCUCACCUCCUCAGGAGUCCGGGCGAAGAGCGGUCAGCAGUCUGUGAUCAUCCAAUCCUGGGGCUCGAUAUGGACUCCGCUGCUCCUGGCUCCGCUGGUGCCUUUAGCUCCCUGGUGAUGUCAGAGUUCUGACCCCGCCCCCUGGGCGGGACCAUGACGUCCUUCUCUCAGACUGCCACUUCCUGUACCGGGCCUUCCCCAUCCAACAAGGCCUGAGGCCAGCCACACAAAGGGGGAGGGGCAUCUUUUUUCAACCCAGACAACGUAUUCAAAAUAUGCAUUAUUUCAUUAUUUUAUGUUUUAAUGUUUAUGUUUUUUUUCAAGGUCUUUCCAAUAUCAUUGUAGCAUUGUAUUUGGUGAGGAGAGAGGCCGUUUGGUCUUUCCAAGCGACAGUGUUAAGGAGGCAGUCGCUCGCUGGACUGGGGCCAGCUAGUUUCCGGAAGGUUCUGGAGCCCGGAGUGUGGGGCUCUGCUAGUCAGUUACCCCCCCCAAACCCCCACCCCACCCCCCAUGGCUGGCUGUCUGACUGAGCAGCGAGAGCUCAUUAGAAAUAAGUGCAUUGUUUUCUUAUUCGCUCACACACGCACACACACAUACACACAGACAGGCUGCAAAAACACACACACGCAUACACACACACGCAUGCACACACACACACCUGCACUUGCACACACACACACACACA
Molecule: messenger RNA, 4368 nt
Organism: Anguilla anguilla (European eel)
Lineage: Eukaryota; Metazoa; Chordata; Actinopteri; Anguilliformes; Anguillidae
Product: contactin-5-like
Exons: 24
Coding region: 529-3801 (1090 amino acids)
Biological process (GO): cell-cell adhesion
Molecular function (GO): protein binding
Source: RefSeq, a predicted model, not a curated record